Molecule: messenger RNA, 2355 nt
Organism: Labrus bergylta (ballan wrasse)
Lineage: Eukaryota; Metazoa; Chordata; Actinopteri; Labriformes; Labridae
Product: inositol-3-phosphate synthase 1-A
Biological process (GO): phospholipid biosynthetic process; inositol biosynthetic process
Cellular component (GO): cytoplasm
Molecular function (GO): inositol-3-phosphate synthase activity
Source: RefSeq, a predicted model, not a curated record
CGUAGGAGGAUGACUAGUCCGCACCCAGUCUGAGGAGGAGGGGAACACGCAGCAAACCGUUCUGACAAGAAGUAAAGGUCUCUUAAACUUCCCAUUAAGGAGACGAAGAACUGUCCGCGCAAACACACCAGGACACCAAUCAAGCGAAGUGACAUUUUAACUUGUGAAGUGGAAAAAGAAUCCUCAGCCAUGUCUGUGAACAUUCAUAUCAACAGCCCUGAUGUGAAGUACACAGACACACACAUUGUGUCUCAGUAUUCCUACCAGACGUCAUCAGUACAAAGAGAUGGGAACAAAGUCACUGUGACCCCACGCACUACUGAGAUGACGUUUCGCACAGAGAGACGCGUGCCCCGGCUGGGUGUAAUGCUGGUGGGCUGGGGAGGCAACAAUGGGACCACGGUCACUGCAGCAGUACUGGCCAAUAAGCUGGACCUCACCUGGAGAACCAAAACAGGGCUGAAGAAAGCAAACUACUUCGGCUCAUUCCUGCAGGCAUCUACUGUGUGUCUCGGAUCAGGGCUCGAGGGUGAUGUCAACGUUCCCUUCCGUGACCUCCUACCCAUGGUGCACCCUGAUGAUAUUGUCUUUGAUGGUUGGGAUAUCUCAUCAAUGGAUCUUGGCAGUGCCAUGGAGAGAGCUCAGGUACUUGACUGGUCUCUACAGGAGCAGCUGCGACCACACAUGAGCUCCAUGAAACCCAGAGCAUCCAUCUAUACUCCAGAGUUCAUUGCUGCAAAUCAGAAGAGUCGAGCAGACAAUGUCCUCACCGGCACCAUGGCAGAGCAGGUGGAGCAGAUCAGGGCUGACAUCAGGGACUUCCAUCAGUUGAGUGGUGUUGACAAAGUCAUCGUUCUGUGGACCGCUAAUACUGAGCGCUUCUGUGAUGUCAGACCUGGAGUCCAUGACAGUGCAAAGAACCUGCUGGCUGCAAUCCAGAGUGGAGCAGAGGUUUCUCCCUCCUCUCUUUUUGCUGUUGCCAGUAUACUGGAGGGGUGUGCUUACAUCAACGGCUCUCCACAGAACACUUUUGUACCUGGAGUUGUAGAACUGGCUGAGCAGAGAGGCGUGUUCAUCGGCGGAGAUGACUUCAAGUCUGGUCAGACCAAAAUCAAGUCUGUGCUUGUAGACUUUCUGGUCAGCGCAGGUAUCAAGCCAACCGCCAUCGUCAGCUACAAUCACCUUGGCAACAACGACGGGAAGAACCUGUCUGCUCCUCAGCAGUUCCAUUCCAAAGAGGUGUCCAAAAGCAAUGUGGUGGAUGACAUGGUGCAGUCGAACCCCAUACUAUACAAGCCCGGAGAAAAACCUGACCACUGUGUGGUGAUUAAAUACGUCCCCUAUGUGGGAGACAGCAAGCGUGCCAUGGAUGAAUACACCUCUGAAAUAAUGAUGGGAGGGACUAAUACUAUCGCACUGCACAACACCUGUGAGGACUCUCUGCUUGCCAGCCCGAUCAUCCUGGACCUGGUGAUGCUCACAGAGCUUUGUCAGCGUGUCACUGUCCGGCCUCAGGGAGAGGAGGACUUCCAGUCCUUCCACAGUGUCUUAGCACUGCUCUCCUUCCUCUGCAAAGCACCCCUGGUGCCAUCAGGGACCCCAGUGGUAAACGCCUACUUCCGGCAGAGGGCCUGCAUAGAAAACAUCUUGAGAGCAUGUCUGGGCCUUCCUCCUCAGAACCACAUGCUGCUGGAGCACAAGCUGCAGAGAGACUUCCUACCCCUGUAUGACAACCACAUCGUCAACAAGGCUGCUUUGGGAAAAGUUGCCCUCACCAACGGGAACCAUAUUGCUCUAACAAACGGCUUCUGUGCACAUGUGAAUGAUGUAGCACAUGUAAUAUGACAGCAAAAACAGCACUCUACCCCAAGAUGGAACUGAAAUCUAAUUGGACUGUAACGCUAAGACCAAUAGCCCACAAGCCAUCAUAACAGAAAAACUAAAGCCACACUGAUUCCAUAGCUUUGCGUUUAGAGUAAACUUAACAUCUUUAAGUAUUCAGCAAGUCUUCUUUUAUGAGACUAGUGUGGUGAUUAACAUUUAGCUACUAAGCCUUGAUGAGGUUCAUCUGUUUGAGUCUGUACUCCACACAACACUGUUAAAGGCAGCCAAUUUUGUUACCAUUUAUGUCUGUUUUUAUUUAUAAUUAACCAUGUAUUUAAUAUUUAAAAAGUAAAUGCAGCUUUUUAGAUUUGUGUUCAUCUUAGUUAUAUCUUUAUUGGACUUUUUUCCCCCCAUUUGUCAAGCAAAUGUAAAUACAAUUUUAACAGAAGUUCUUUGAAACAGGUUCACAUGUGUAACCAUAAAAUAUUGUAGUGAUGUUGCAGCUGUGAAAAUAAAUGGGAUCGUACUUUG